UCUGACCAGCCCCGAGCAACAGAGGAGCAUGUUUCACUCGGGCGUGUACACAGGAGAUGCGCACCUGUCGAGUGGACUGUCUCCUGCCUAACAGGGACAAAUCUGUUGAGGACCAGUGAGGAGACUUCCACAACGCCAGACCGGCUGCAUGUGGUAAUGGGUACACUUCGGGACCUCCAGUUUGCCCUGCAACUUAAGAUCGAGGAGCUCCGCCAGCGGGACAUGCUCAUAGAUGAGUUGGAGCUUGAGUUGGAUACAAAGGAUGAGCUCAUUCGGAGACUUCAGGAAGAACUGGAUCGCUACAGAGCCACUGUCACCAUUCCAGGACCUUCUGAAGCUGGAGCAGCUUGCUCAGCUAAAGUGGAGCACAAGCAAGAAGCCAAAGGGAAAACCGUCAUAUCUGAGCCCUUCACUUUGGACCCCGUGACUCUGGCCAUGGUUUCACACAGAAGCUGUGACAAAAGCCUGGAGUCCCAGAGACUGAUUCAUGCAGCGUUUUUGAAAAAUGACUUGAUGAAGAACCUUGAUGAAGGGGAAAUCAGAGCCAUUACAGCCUGUAUGCAUCCCAGCACCAUCAAUCAAGGCUGCUAUGUCAUCCAGGAGGGGACCAAUGGGGCUCAGGCUUAUGUUUUAGAAGAAGGGAGGCUGGAUGUGACAAAAGAUGGAUUGAAGCUUCUCACAGUCGAGCCAGAAAACAUGUUUGGAGAGUUGGCUCUCCUCUACAGCUGCACCCACACCUUCUCUGUCUCAGCACAAACCGACAGCAUGCUAUGGGUUAUUGACCGCAAGAGCUACCAGACCAUCCUUAUGCAGAGUGGACUCAACAGCCUUUCUCAUUCGAUGGAGCUGCUUAGCAGCGUUCCGUUCCUGCACUCGUUGCCAGAGGAUGUCAUCAUGAAACUGUCUGACCUCACGGAGCAGACGCACUAUUCUGAUGGUGACUAUAUCAUUCGACAAGGGGCCACAGGAGACACCUUUUAUAUCAUAAGCAAAGGCCAGGCGAAAGUGACAGAAACGAAGCCGGGCCAUGAAGAGCAGUUAGUCCUUUCUCAGCUCUGUGACGGACAGUGGUUUGGAGAAAAAGCUCUGUGGGGAGAGGAUGUUCGGACUGUUAAUGUGAUCGCCUCUGGUGAAGUGACGUGCCUGGUCAUAGAUAGAGAGACCUUCAAAGAAAUCAUCGGUGGGUUGGUAUUUGACUGCAGUAAUGAGCUGCAAAGCCAGGAAUCUAAAAUCCACAUGCCAGAUAAGGACCCUGACCUCCUCUCAUCGUCCACUUUAAGUGAUUUCCAGAUAAUCUGCACUCUGGCCUUUGGGGAGUUUGGUCACGUCGACUUGGUGCAACUAAGGAGCAACAUUCAGUGUGUGUUUGCCAUGAGGGUCCUCAAGAAGACGCUGAUCCUCAACAACAGCCAACGAGAGCACAUUCUGAGAGAAGGACGCAUCCUGAUGGAGGCUCGUUGUCAAUUCAUAGUCAGGCUACAUAAGACCUUUAGAGACACUGAAUGCUUGUACAUCUUGACAGAAGCUUGUCUUGGUGGGGAUCUCUGCAGUCUCCUUAAAGAUAGAGGAUAUUUGGAUGAAUGCAGCGCCCGGUUCUUCACAGCUUGUGUAAUUGAGGCGUUGACCUUUCUCCACUGUCGAGGUGUUGUCUAUAGAGACGUUAAGCCUGAAAAUGUUGUUCUGGAUCACCAUGGUUAUGCCAAACUGAUUGGCUCGAGAUGCCUAAAGAGAAUUGAGGUGGGUAAGAAAACCUGGACAUUCUGUGGUACCCCUGGAUAUAUGGCUCCUGAAAUCAUCCUAAGCAAAGGCCACAGUUUAUCUGCAGACUUCUGGUCACUGGGAGUUUUUGUGUUUGAACUUCUGAGUGGUUGGCUCCCGUUCAGUGACCCUGACAUGAUGAAGAUUCUCAGUGAAACCAUUCGGGGCAUCGAUCACAUUGACUUUCCAAAAACCAUCAGCAAAAGCGCCUCCAGUAUAAUAAAGAAGCUGUGCAGGAGCAAUCCCUCGGAGAGAGUGGGCAGUCAGAGAAACGGGGCCAAGGACAUUCAGAAGCACAAAUGGUUUGAUGGAUUCAACUGGGAUGGACUUUGUAAAAAAACAUUAAUCCCUCCAGUAAUUCCCAAAGUUAAGCAUCCUUUGAACAGCCAAACAGAUGGUCAUUAUACAAAGGGCUCGUCAGAGCUGUGUGUGAACUGGGAUGAUUUCUGAUGUAAUAGCUGUGAACUGGAAAAAAAAUCUGUCUGAUAACUCUUUUUCUUUAAGGUUUUGUCCUUUAAAAAUAUCACUGCCCUCAGUCUUGCUGCCAUCAAGAAUCAAUUGUAUAUGAGUAUUUUUUAUUUUUUAAUGAGAUCAGAAACUGCAGAUAUUGAUUGAUAAAGGAAUCACAUUGCUGCCUGCUCUGUUGAGAUCAGACUGAUUCUGAUGUAGACUCUCUAAAGAUCUAUAAACUAUAAAGGUCAGUGCUGUCUCUGCUGUUGGAUGUAACAGUUUUAUAAACCAUUGUACUCAUGUCUCUAUGGAUGAAUGUAACUCAGUAAACCAACAUACUGCAAAA
Molecule: messenger RNA, 2554 nt
Organism: Labrus bergylta (ballan wrasse)
Lineage: Eukaryota; Metazoa; Chordata; Actinopteri; Labriformes; Labridae
Gene: prkg1l
Product: protein kinase cGMP-dependent 1, like
Biological process (GO): protein phosphorylation
Molecular function (GO): cGMP-dependent protein kinase activity; ATP binding
Source: RefSeq, a predicted model, not a curated record